Tyto alba (common barn owl) is the source of this 1797-nucleotide messenger RNA. RefSeq names its product trans-2,3-enoyl-CoA reductase (gene TECR). The transcript has 13 exons. Gene Ontology annotation, molecular function: oxidoreductase activity, acting on the CH-CH group of donors. Gene Ontology annotation, biological process: very long-chain fatty acid biosynthetic process. Lineage: Eukaryota; Metazoa; Chordata; Aves; Strigiformes; Tytonidae. The coding region runs from base 297 to 1235 and encodes 312 amino acids. The record is from RefSeq and is a predicted model, not a curated record.
ACUGAAAUGCCACCGACUCGUCACUCGGGGCGGUGGGUGAGCGUUCCUCUCCCCACUCGGCCGGGCGCACCGGGCGCUGCAGCCCUGGGCCGGGCGGGGGCCCGGCGGGUCCCGCACCGCUGCGGGCUGCGCGGGGUCCGGCACCGGCGGGGCGGGGGCCGGGGAGCCGCCCCCCCCGGCCCGGCGCGGCCCCGGGAGCCCCCCCGCGGGGGCCGUGCGCCGCCUGAUUGGCCGCAGCGCGGGGGCCCCCGGGGACGGUGCCGCGGCGGCGGGAGGCGGCGGGAGGCGGCCGCAGGAUGGGCGGCAGAGCCGGCUUCUUCGAGGUGGAAAUCCUUGAUUGGAAGACAAAGAAACUGCUGUGCUUCCUAGAUAAGGUGGAACCAAAUGCCACAAUUAGGGAGAUCAGGUUGAUGUUCCAUAAAUUAUAUCCUCGGUGGUAUCCAGCAAGGCAGUCGAUAAAACUUGAUCCAAAAGGAAAGUCCCUGAGGGAUGAGGAAAUCCUGCAGCACCUCCCUGUUGGCACAACUGCUACCUUAUACUUUAAAGAUUUAGGGCCACAGAUAGGAUGGACUACGGUAUUUUUGAUAGAAUAUACAGGUCCAUUGUUCAUCUAUUUUCUGUUUUAUUUCCGCAUGCCUUUUGUCUAUGGACUGGAUGAGAGGUUUGCAUCAAGCCCGCAUCCAGUAGUUAACUUGGCAUGUAUCUGCCAUUCUUUCCACUACAUCAAAAGGUUGAUUGAAACAGUAUUUGUUCAUCGGUUCUCCCAUGGGACUAUGCCACUGAGGAAUAUUGUGAAGAACUGCUUGUAUUACUGGGGUUUUGCAGCUUGGCUUGCUUAUUACAUCAAUCAUCCUCUUUACACUCCUCCUUCUUAUGGGAAAAAACAGAUAAAUUUUGCUGUGAUCAUGUUUCUGCUGUGUGAAGCUGGAAAUUUUUCCAUUCAUGUUGCACUCAGUGACCUCCGGAGAAAUGGAUCCAAAACCCGUAAGAUCCCAUAUCCAACAAAGAAUCCUUUCACAUGGCUGUUUUUCUUUGUAUCUUGCCCUAACUAUACAUAUGAGGUGGGGACGUGGAUCAGUUUCACUAUCAUGACUCAGUGUGUUCCAGUGGGGCUGUUCACCUUGCUUUGCUUCAUUCAGAUGACAAUCUGGGCAAAAGAUAAACACUGCACCUACCUACGAGAAUUCAAGGAUUACCCAAGUCUUCGAAUGCCAAUUAUUCCCUUUUUGUUGUAAGAAAAGUAGUUUGAUUUGAAUAUUGCACAGAACUUUGAGAAGAAAAAGCUCAUAGACCUCCUGCCAAAUAAGUGAAUUAAUUUAAAGGAUUUUGGUGCAUGUUGAAUCUCCACUGCUGAGGGGAAUUUUAUGCAAUUGAAAACUACACUUCCUUACAUCAAGAAUUCUCAACUCAGAAGCACCUUCCAAAAAUAGGGCUUCAUUGCACAGCUGGUAGUCAAAAGCCCCUACAGUUCAGUGUAACCUGAUUGACUUAGAUUUUCCUGUACUAGUCUAUUUAGAUUGAUGGAUCAGAGAUACUGAGAAGACUGCUGAAAAGCAGCUCCAAAUUUAGCAGUGGCAUUCUGCAAGACAUAAGUACAUUGGAAUGAGGACAUACCAGCUAACUACUAGAGAGCUCAGCUCAGCCAGCACAGCCAGCUGGCCUGAAGACAGUUCCAUGAUCUGCCUUCUUUGACAUGAAGAAGAGAGUGUGCUGCCUGGAGGCAGGUGCUUUGUAACAAACAACAUUACCAAAGAAUAUGAAUGGAUCCUGUAAUAAAGAAAUAGGCAAUAUCUCAAA